Messenger RNA from Polypterus senegalus (gray bichir), 2227 nucleotides. Its product is annotated as retinoid isomerohydrolase-like. Gene Ontology annotation, molecular function: retinol isomerase activity; all-trans-retinyl-ester hydrolase, 11-cis retinol forming activity; beta-carotene 15,15'-dioxygenase activity. The record is from RefSeq and is a predicted model, not a curated record. Gene Ontology annotation, biological process: retinal metabolic process; zeaxanthin biosynthetic process. The coding region runs from base 133 to 1731 and encodes 532 amino acids. NCBI's taxonomy places the organism in Eukaryota, Metazoa, Chordata, Cladistia, Polypteriformes, Polypteridae. The transcript is spliced from 14 exons.
UGUUCACAAAGACACGUUUGUGUGUCCUUUCCGAUUGGCUGCGAAAGCCAAUUAAGUGGAAGUACAAAUAAGAGGAAGCGGUGCGAGCGGUCCAAAGCGUCUCGGUCCUGUGUCCGGCAGUGUGUUACGAAGAUGUGCAGUCGGAUGGAGCACCAUGCUGGGAAUUAUAAAAAGAUCUUCGACACAGUGGAGGAACUUGCAGAACCGAUUCCUGCCCAAGUCACAGGUGUCAUUCCACCAUGGCUCAAAGGCAGCCUCCUGAGACUGGGGCCUGGUUUGUUUGAGGUUGGGAGUGAACCUUUCUAUCAUUUAUUUGACGGUCAAGCUCUUUUUCAUAAGUUUGACUUCAAGGAUGGAGCUGUCACCUACUACCGAAAGUUUGUUAGAACUGAUGCCUACGUGAGAGCAAUCACAGAAAACCGGAUUGUCAUAACCGAAUUUGGGACCUGUGCCUACCCAGACCCUUGCAAGAACAUCUUUUCCAGGUUUUUCUCCUAUUUCAGAGGGGUUGAAGUGACGGAUAAUGCCCUUGUCAAUGUGUAUCCUAUUGGGGAGGACUUUUAUGCUUGUACAGAAACAAACUUCAUUACAAAGGUUAACCCAGAAACUCUGGAAACUAUUUCAAAGGUAGAUUUGUGUAAGUAUGUUUCGAUCAAUGGUGUGACGGCUCAUCCCCACAUCGAAAAUGAUGGAACCGUGUAUAAUAUCGGAAACUGCUUUGGCAAAGGCUUUUCGAUUGCAUAUAACCUUAUCAAGAUUCCACCCAAACAGAAAGACAAAGUGGAUCCACUGGAUAGGGCGAAAGUAGUUGUGCAGUUUCCUUGCAGUGACAGAUUUAAGCCAUCCUAUGUGCACAGCUUUGGAAUGUCAGAAAACUACUUUGUUCUGGUGGAGACCCCUGUCAAGAUCCAUUUGCUUAAGUUUCUGGCUGCAUGGAGCAUUCGUGGAGCAAAUUAUAUGGACUGCUUUGAAUCGAAUGAAACAAUGGGGACAUGGGUGCAUAUUGCUACAAAGAAGACUGGAGAAUAUCACAACAUCAAAUUUCGGACAUCUGCUAUCAAUGUUUUUCAUCACAUCAAUACAUAUGAAGAUGACGGUUUCCUUGUGGUUGAUUUGUGCACUUGGAAAGGGUUUGAGUUUAUUUAUAAUUACCUGUAUCUUGCUAACCUGAGAGAGAACUGGGAAGAAGUCAAGAAAAAUGCAAUGAUUGCUCCUCAGCCAGAGGCCAGAAGAUAUGUCCUGCCAUUGGAUGUGUACCGGGUAGAACAAGGCAAGAACUUGGUGUCCCUUCCCUAUACAACAGCAACAGCAACCCUGAGAGUUGACGGUACUGUGUGGCUAGAACCAGAAGUUCUUUUUUCUGGCCCCCGUCAAGCUUUUGAAUUCCCACAAAUCAACUAUAAGAAAUACUGUGGGAAGAAUUAUACUUGUGCCUACGCUUUGGGACUUAAUCACUUCAUCCCAGACAGGGUUUGCAAACUGAAUGUAAAAACAAAAGAGACCUGGGUGUGGCAGGAGCCUGAUGCCUAUCCUUCUGAGCCCAUAUUUGUGGCAGCACCUGAUGCCGUUGAAGAAGACGAUGGUGUGAUUUUGACCAUCGUUGUGACUCCUGGUGCAGGACAGAAACCAGCGUACCUUCUGAUUUUGAAUGCCAAGGACCUUACAGAAAUUGCCCGUGCUGAAGUAGAAACCAUUAUUCCAGUGACUUUUCAUGGAAUGUACAAACCAUAGACAUGUUUCAACCUUGUUGUCAAGAACCAAUUUGCAACAAACAUAGCUUAAGCAAAUCUACAUUAGAAUACGUGAAAGUAUAUAUUUAGAUUUUAUUUAAAUUAGUCUCUUACAAUUCAUUCUUUUAGUCUAUUUGUUUCAGAUUUACUUAGCUGUAUAAUGAUAUUUUCAUGACAAUGCAUGGCUUAGUGAGUUAAUCCAUUAACCGAUAUUUAUUUUUUAAUUCACCAUACAGUGGUCUAAGUUUUUGAGUGCUUUCAAAACAAGUGAAACACCUGAAUACUUAUUCUACUUUAUGUAUCUUCUUUGGUAAAUGCAAGCAAUGUUAAUGAAACACUCAAAGGGUAAAUAUCCAGGCCUUUAGACAUUCAUUUACAUUUAUACAGCUCUUAGCAGACUCUUCAUAAUUGCCACCACUGAAAAAAGUGACAAAUUGUUAUUUCUGAGGUGAAACUGUAAGAGAGACAUGUCAGAAAGUAAAAAUACUGUAAAUACA